Molecule: messenger RNA, 1234 nt
Organism: Coccidioides immitis RS
Lineage: Eukaryota; Fungi; Ascomycota; Eurotiomycetes; Onygenales; Onygenaceae
Exons: 1
Coding region: 862-1191 (109 amino acids)
Source: RefSeq, a predicted model, not a curated record
CGUCCGAGUACUCCCGGCCUUAUGGCACAAGAAGCAGUGCCCUGGUUGAGGCACUGUCGAUAAUUAGUCGGUGGCCAUGCCCUAUCAAGACUUUCCGGCCAAUAACUGGAUAACAUGGAAGGAGAUGCAAGGGCGCGUUUCAGAUCCGCCAUUUGGCAUUUCAGAUGUGCUCGGCAAUGAACUCUCGGUUCAGCAAGAUUGAGACGUGCACCGCACUGCGCAUAGCGGCGGUCUUGCGAAAAGUCUCCACAAGGUUGUGCUCGAGUCCUUUGAGGGAGCAGCCGCUGUUAUUCUGAGUAUGAUUUCUCAACGACCGCAGUUUUAUGGCUGGGUCCGCCCAGUUGAGCUGAAACUAGCGCCAAGGCGCCAAGAAGACGAUUUCCUUCACGCCACUCCGCCCGGCGUCCGCUGACGACCCCUAUGGCUAGGUGAAUUUGGAAAUAUCUGCAGAGCGCGGCCACUUUGCAUUCACUAUAGCCAAUAGAUCGGUUCUGUCGAGAAAAUAAAGAUAGGACAAACUCCGCCGCACGGAGUUGUUAACCAAUCCAUUGGCUUUAAAAGAAUGGUACGGCAAAAGGCUAAUUUGCGAUUCCCGCUCCGCCUAGAUUGCUUGGCGCACCCCGUGGAUUCAGGGCGUCUUGUCUUCGCUCAUCCAGUAACACCGCUAGCUGAGUUCGGAUCAACUGACAGAGGUGCGCUCGAAGUGGGAUAGGGCUGUCCUUCACACGCUCGUCGAAUCUAAAUAGAGCUAUUGGAUGUGCCCUGCGGACAACAAAUAGUAGGGCGUCAUGGCUGGUACGGAGUAUUCCACUAUAGGCUGGCUCCUUUUCCAAGCAUGGCCCCAGACGCCCCCAUGUCGCUAUGCGGUACCGAUGGACCUCUUUUCGGUCAAGGAGACGUGUCUCGGUCCAAGAUUAUUCCUUUCCCAUCUUCCCCGAGUCAGGAAGCCCUGGAGACCGUGAUAGAUUAAGUCAAGAAUCGAUUAUUGCCGCCAAGCAGACGAUCGCUGCAUUGGCCGCCUUAGCACAAAGGAGAAAGUGUCCUCGGCAUCUCCCUUGGUUGACCCGCGUCGUCGACAGCGGCCAAGGCACAUUCAGCCGAAGUGUCGAAAGUUUUACCGCCGCCAAGCAGGCGAUCAAAGUGGCUUCUCUUGUCCGUAGCAUCCGCCAGACAUGGAAGUUGAAGCCGUGACAACGUUUGUCUGAAGGAGAAUGUGCAUUGCAUAUCCGCUUUC